UCUAAUCCGGGUUCGGCUCACAAUAUUCCCUCUAGGAAAACCAUGACGCGGCUUCGCUGCUGACACCCUAUUGUGAAGUGAAGAUUACCGGAUUACCUGAAUCUCACUACUAAAUUCCAACUAACUUUGGCAACGGUCGAUCACCCGAGUCGUCUUUUUUUUCUUCUUUAAUUUUCAAUCACCUAGGCUUCGAAGCAAACCUAUUUUUCUGUCUAACAAGUUCAUAAAGAAACUUCACAUAUCACAUUCAAGGCUAGAUGAAUAUAUUCCAGUAUUUACAAAAUAAAUCGCAAUGGGACUUAGUAGCGACAAUCAUCAAGUCAGGUCGCAGUCGCCCGGCGCGGCGACUGCUGCUGAAUUCGCCCAACAGGCAGAAAAACUCUCACUCCAAACGACCCAAAAUAACGAGCAUCAGGAUACAGUUGCUGUCGAAGCUCAAUUUGUCACGCCACAGGAUCCGGUCAUCGUCACAGCCGAUGGGAACCGACUCCCUACCGUCCCACUUGAGCAAGCGCAUAAACUAAAUAUACUGAAAGAAGAGCUAGAUAGCAGUGUUUCCAAAGAGAAAGAACCGACUGAUCAUAUUAGCAGCGAUAGCCUCCCACCGGCAAGCAAUGUCUCUGGCCUAGGGACAUACGACAAUGCCCAGGCCGCGCAGAAAUCGUCCGAGGGUUCGUUGCGGAGGUCGAUGCCACCAACAAAUACGAAUCCGCUUUUUCCUCCUCUUCCUUUGUAUGGACCGCCGUCUCUACUUCGCGAUUUACAAUGUUGGACCUUUCGUGCAACAUCAUUUUUCCUCAGUGCUGCUUUCCUUGGCGUCAUUGUUCUCGGUGCGUUGUUUACGAGCAUACCUAGAGCAUGCAAUACGGUCUGGAAAUACAUAACAUUCCGAGACCCUGACGCUGGAAGGCCCUUUCGCGACGAGGAAAUUCGAAGGCAGACUAUACGUAAGGAACAAGACAAGGCGUGGAAGAGGCGGAAAUCUCAAAGCCAGGGGACUUCGGACCAAGAGAAUGCCCAAGGAAAUGAAGGCUACGUUCCGACCGAAGGUGGACCCGAUCCCGUUAUCUGCGACGUGGGAUAUUAUGCGCGGAGGGUCGGUUUAGAUGUUGAGGAAUUCCAUGUGCAAACCGAAGAUGGAUUUAUCAUUGAUUUAUGGCACGUCUACGAUCCCCGCGAAUAUACCAGGUUGGAUGAUCAGGAGCGGACCUAUCAAGGACCGGAGUUAUUCACGGGAGACAACAGGAAACGUUUAAAGGACCCCAACCGGAAGCCCAAGUUUCCUGUGCUCCUGAUGCAUGGGUUGCUUCAAAGCUCAGGAGCGUACUGUGUCAACGACGACGAUUCGUUGGCAUUUUAUCUUUGCAAGUCGGGCUACGACGUGUGGCUGGGGAAUAAUCGAUGCGGUUUCCACCCAAAACACGCUUUGCUGGAUUAUUCAGACCCGCGUAUGUGGUGCUGGAAUAUUCGACAGAUGGGAGUAUUUGAUCUAUCAGCAUUAGUCUCGAGGGUAUUAUUUGAGACCGGAUUUGAGAAGAUCGGAUUGAUCUGUCACUCUCAAGGCACGACAGAAACAUUUGUAGCCCUGGCUAAAGAACAGCGCCCCGAGCUCGGAGAGAAGCUCACCGUGUUCUGUGCCCUCGCUCCAGCGGCCUAUGCCGGGCCGUUGAUUGGCAAGAUGUACUUCAAGUUCAUGCGUGUGAUAUCACCGGGUCUUUUUCGGGUCAUGUUUGGCAUUCACGCCUUCAUUCCUAUCAUGAUGACCAUGCACUCGAUCCUACCUUCCGGUAUCUACGGACGCCUUGGAUACACAGUGUUCUCAUUCUUGUUCGACUGGACAGAUACCCGUUGGGACCGUGGCUUAAGGGACCGGAUGUUCCAGUUUGCUCCUGUUUAUGUGAGUGCCGAGUCGAUGCGCUGGUGGUUAGGUCGAGAAUGCUUCGCCAGACACAAAUGUAUUCUCUCUACUAAAGAAGAAUGGCGGAGCGAGGAGAAUGAGGAUGGGACAGACGGACCUCUCGCCGAAACAACCAGCCCACGGCGAAGCUCGAUUCUGCAAAACGUGAAUAGAGAGCACCAUAAGAAACCCAAGGGUGCCACGGCCUGGUAUAACGAAAAGGUGUGUCCAUUUGCACUUUGGGUAGCGGGAAAAGAUAAUCUUGUAGAUGGGCAGAAGCUGUUGCGACGGUUCGAGAGAGGAAGAGAGCCGAACGUCCGAGUGGUGCACAGCAAAAUCUUGCCGGACUAUGAGCACCUAGAUGUGAUUUGGGCAAUGGACGCAGUGGAUCAGAUUUUCAAGGAGAUUCGGGAAGUUUUAUGGAAGACGUGCGACGUCAGAGACAAAUGCAGAAUACCGAAGGGCUGUGAGGAUGUUGCGGCGUGGGUACGACCAGAAGAGGCCGGGGUGGAUAAUGGGGAUGCUGAGCAGUCGAGCAGCGAUUCCGCGUAGUUAUUGGUUGAAGCACGAUACCCCCUUUUUGAUUUAUACACGUUUUGACAUGAAUGCAUGACGGUACGGAAGCGACUCCAUAUGAUAAUGCUAUAUCAUUGAUACAUGGGUAUAUAAUUAUAGUUACUUAGUUAGGUAUAUAUAGGUAGGUAGUUGACGUAUAUAAAAAAGCAGAUAGGUUACAUAGAGCAUAGUUAUAUAAUGUCUAUACUUAUAUUAUUUGA
Messenger RNA from Daldinia caldariorum, 2673 nucleotides. RefSeq names its product alpha/beta-hydrolase. The record is from RefSeq and is a predicted model, not a curated record. Gene Ontology annotation, biological process: lipid metabolic process. Bases 293 to 2449 code for a protein of 718 amino acids. The transcript has a single exon. NCBI's taxonomy places the organism in Eukaryota, Fungi, Ascomycota, Sordariomycetes, Xylariales, Hypoxylaceae.